Messenger RNA from Athene cunicularia (burrowing owl), 4020 nucleotides. RefSeq names its product jade family PHD finger 1 (gene JADE1). The record is from RefSeq and is a predicted model, not a curated record. NCBI's taxonomy places the organism in Eukaryota, Metazoa, Chordata, Aves, Strigiformes, Strigidae. The transcript has 18 exons. Bases 965 to 3832 code for a protein of 955 amino acids. Gene Ontology annotation, biological process: regulation of transcription by RNA polymerase II. Gene Ontology annotation, cellular component: histone acetyltransferase complex.
CGAGGGGCCUGGGCGGGCAGCCCCUGAGGGCGGCGGGGCUUGCGCGUUAGAUCCGCGGGCUGGGUUUGCGGGACGCGCGUACUUCCGCCGCCGGGGAAAGGGUGGAAGGGCGGGCGGCGGGGCUGGCCAGCGCCGUGCGGCCACGUUGCGCAGCGCCCUGUCGGCCGUCGCGGAGUAAAGCGACACGUCUGCUCCGAACUGCGGCGCGGCGGUGGUUGUGCCGCCCGCCUGAGGGGACGCAGGCGGGCCCCUGAGGGGACACAGCGGCCGGUCUUGGAGGGAAACCUUUUGGAGGUAGCUCAGGGGACUGCUUGGUGCGCUUCACGGCUUAGGAACUACAUUAUUCACACAUAAUGGGAAACCGAGAUAAAGUUGUAACUUCGGCUACUGAUAAUAGACCUCUUCGUUGGAUAAAGUGUGUCAGGGUUCAAAGUCACCAAAAGUCAGUCUGGCCUUGUACUCUGAGUAUGGGCAGGCCAGCUAGGAGACUGAGCAAAGCCAUUGCUCCAGAUAGCAAACAAGUGCAUCUCAUUCCCAGUGACAUCACUGUGGAGAUGCAAAAGAGGAGCACCAAAUUCUGAGACUUGCUGCAGGUACAACAGGAACAAGGGAUAAGAAACUGACAAUUUAAUGACAUGAGAAAAAAUGAGGAAAGAAAGCACUUGUUAGAAGGCUUCUGUGUCAUAUUAUGGAUCCCUGGCAUUUCAUUCUGAAGAUGAAUUGUCAUGAAACUAGUUAUUGGAGGUGAAGAUAGAAAACAAGAACAUUACAGCGUGAACCAGUGUAUGAAAACAAAUGGAGCUGGGUACUUACAGCAAACCUGGCAAAAGGGUAUGGUGGUGUGGCAUAAACUGAAAGGAUUGUUCCUGACAAACUCAAGGCUGGUGGUUUGCAAUCAGGUGCUAAGAACACUGCUGUUUCUCCAAUCCCUGCUCAGCUCCCAGAAGGGCAGGCAAAUUCCCUCAUGAACACUGGGAAAAGACAACUGGUGCCUCAGUUUACUGCAGUAUAUAAAGUCAUGGACUGUAGCCCUGGAGCUGGCCAAUGCACAUGCAGGCUCAGGCCUUUUCUACAAAAAAGUUAUACUGCCCAGCACGGAAAGUUCUUCCCAGUUGCUCACCUAAUCGUGUGUCUUGUCUGUAAUCAAAAAAUAUUGACUGGCUCCGUAAGUCCAUCCAGUGGCUGCAUAUGGGAACUGCAUGUUCUAGAAGGCUGCCUGCUGUUUCCCGUGGAGAUCAUGAAACGACGUCGGCUUCCUAGCAGCAGUGAGGAUUCUGACGACAAUGGCAGUCUGUCCACCUGGUCCCAGCAUUCCAGAUCUCGACAUCGGAGGACUUCCUGCUCCAGACAUGAAGAUCGAAAACCUUCUGAGGUGUUCAGAACGGACCUGAUCACUGCCAUGAAGUUACAUGACUCCUUCCAGCUGAACCCUGAUGAAUACUAUGUGCUGGCAGACCCCUGGAGGCAGGAGUGGGAAAAGGGAGUUCAGGUGCCAGUUAGCCCAGGGACCAUCCCAGAACCCGUAGCCAGGGUUGUGUCUGAGACGAAAGCUGUCACGUUCACACGUCCCAGGAAGUACAUUGUUUCAUCAGGUUCAGAGCCUCCAGAGCUGGGCUAUGUUGACAUUCGAACCUUAGCAGACAGCGUGUGUCGGUACGAUCUCAAUGAUGUGGAUGUAGCAUGGUUGCAGCUUGCCAAUGAAGAAUUCAAAGAAAUGGGGAUGCCUGAGCUGGACGAGUACACGAUGGAAAGGGUCAUAGAGGACUUUGAACAGCGAUGCUAUGAUAACAUGAAUCACGCUAUCGAGACGGAAGAAGGACUUGGGAUUGAAUAUGAUGAAGAUGUUGUCUGUGACGUCUGUCAGUCUCCAGAUGGAGAAGACGGCAACGAAAUGGUGUUCUGUGACAAAUGCAAUAUUUGUGUGCACCAGUAUCAACAACUUAGGCUCAGCAGAGAAGGGGAAGAAAGAACUUUGAGGCAAUCAGUAGGGACACAGGCAUGUUACGGGAUCCUGAAGGUGCCGGAAGGCAGCUGGCUGUGCAGAACCUGUGCACUCGGUGUUCAGCCCAAGUGUUUGCUCUGUCCCAAGAAGGGUGGUGCCAUGAAACCGACCCGGAGCGGCACCAAGUGGGUCCACGUUAGCUGUGCUCUGUGGAUUCCAGAGGUGAGCAUUGGAAGCCCAGAAAAAAUGGAGCCCAUUACAAAGGUUUCUCACAUUCCCAGCAGUAGAUGGGCACUGGUGUGCAGCCUUUGUAAUGAAAAAGUUGGAGCUUCUAUACAGUGUUCAGUGAAGAACUGCAGAACAGCCUUUCACGUCACCUGUGCAUUUGACCGUGGCUUGGAGAUGAAGACCAUACUGGCAGAGAACGAUGAGGUGAAAUUUAAGUCCUACUGUCCCAAGCACAGCUCCUCCAAGAAAGCAGAUGACGAGCCUGUCAGUGAAAUCCCGGGCCAGGAGAAUGGCAAUGGGAUUCAGGACAGCUCUCUUCCUGCCCACAUCGAUCCUUUCCACAGCAUGGAUCAAACCCAGGAGGAAGCCCACAGAGUCAGCCUCCGCAAGCAAAAGCUCCAGCAGCUGGAAGAUGAGUUCUAUACGUUUGUGGAGUCUCUGGAAGUGGCUAAAGCACAGCGGCUGCCUGAGGAGCCGGUGGGAUUCCUUUACCAGUACUGGAAGCUGAAGAGAAAAGCCAACUUCAAUAAGCCUUUGAUUACCCCAAAGAAGGAUGAAGAGGACAAUCUGGCUAAACGGGAGCAGGAUGUUCUGUUCAGAAGGUUGCAGCUCUUCACACACCUCCGGCAGGAUCUCGAGCGGGUGCGUAAUCUCACUUACAUGGUGACCCGAAGGGAAAAAAUCAAGAGAUCUGCUUGCAAAGUUCAAGAACAGAUAUUUAAUAUCUACACAAAGCAGCUGGAACAAGAAAGAGUUUCAGGUGUGCCUUCCUCAUUCUCCUCAAUGGAAAACACGGUGUUGUUCAACAGUCCCUCUUUGGGCCCCAAUGCCCCUAAGAUAGAGGACUUGAAAUGGCAUUCUGCGUUCUUCAGGAAACAAAUGGGCAUGUCUCUAACCCACUCCUUGAAAAAACCACACAAGAGAGACAGAGUAAGAAACAGCUCUGGGAAUGACAGCAAAUCUGUGCUGGGGCAGCCCAGCCAAAGGGAGGGCGGUACAGCGCCAGGUGGCUUUUUAAAUCUUGACAAGACCUUUGCAGAAACACGGAUUGUAUCAGCACAGCAGAAAAAUGGCAUAGUGAUACCUGACCACAGAAAAAGAAGAGACAAUCGUCCACAGGGUGAGGUGAUCAAGGCCGAACUAAAGGAAAAGACUUCUAAACACAACCACAAACCACUGAGACCCACAGAACUCUCUCAGAGGCAAUCGGAAAACAAAAGGGCUGUGAACCACUCCAGUGGUAGGUCAGCACCUGGCACGCGGAGGGAUUUAGUGCCUAAAUGCAAUGGGGGUCUUGUCAAAGUAAACUCUAAUCAGACAGUAGUUAAAGUGCCUACGACACCCACAAGCCCAGUGAAAAACUGGGGCGGAUUCCGAAUUCCAAAGAAGGGGGAGAGGCAACAGCAGGGUGAGAGCCCGGAGGAGACCUGCCGCCAGAACUCCAGCUACCCCUACCUGGGCGUGGGCAGAGUUUCACCGAAGGACAGGGCAAAAAGCAAGCUGAAGCCUGACAGUGAGAACGAUGGCUACAUCCCUGAUGCCGAAAUGAGCGACUCGGAGACUGAAGUGGCUGAAAAAAAGUGCAGGCAGCAGCGGCUCAGUCCAACCAGCACUAUCAGCAGAAGGACGGACAUUAUUAGGAGAAGCAUCCUAGCAUCCUGACUGGACACUGAGUAGAGUCACUGCCUACAGGCCAACUCCGCAUUAUUUAUUGGUGUGAGAGAGGAGAGUUCUUGGACGUGGCUACAGACUGACAAAUUGAGAACCCCGUUAUUCCUGAGCUGUAUAAACAUGUUUACAUGCACUUAAAGCUGGUUUUUUUUUUGUUUUGUUUUGGUUUUUUGCGCACC